CUGCCACGCGGCUGCGGUAUAACCGUGCGGCCCGCGCGCGUUCUAGCCUCCCGGCGCGGGCUAUGGCUGCAAGUUCUUUCGUGUCUUCCUUGGCCGCGCGGCUGCUUCGGCCGGCGCAGAGCUGCCGCUUUCGCCAUCGCCCUUUCCAUCUCGCGGCCGUGCGAAAUGAAGCUGUCAUCAUUUCUGGAAGGAAACUGGCCCAGCAGAUCAAGCAGGAAGUGCGGCAGGAAGUGGAACAGUGGGUGGCCUCCGGCAACAAACGGCCACACCUGAGCGUGGUCCUGGUGGGCGAGAAUCCAGCGAGUCACUCCUAUGUCCUCAACAAAACCAGGGCAGCUGCAGAUGUGGGAAUCAACAGUGAGACAAUUGUGAAACCAGCUUCAAUUUCAGAGGAAGAAUUGUUGAAUUUAAUCCAUAAACUGAAUAAUGAUGAUAACGUAGAUGGGCUCCUUGUUCAGCUGCCUCUUCCAGAGCACAUUGAUGAGAGAAAGGUCUGCAAUGCUGUUUCUCCAGACAAGGACGUUGACGGCUUUCAUGUAAUUAAUGUAGGACGUAUGUGUUUGGACCAGUAUUCCAUGUUACCGGCUACCCCAUGGGGUGUGUGGGAAAUAAUUAAGCGAACUGGCAUUCCAACCCUAGGGAAGAAUGUAGUUGUGGCUGGAAGGUCAAAAAACGUUGGAAUGCCCAUUGCAAUGUUAUUGCACACAGAUGGUGCGCACGAACGUCCUGGAGGUGAUGCCACUGUUACGAUAUCUCAUCGAUACACUCCCAAAGAGCAACUGAAGAAACAUACAAUUCUUGCAGAUAUUGUGAUAUCUGCUGCAGGCAUUCCAAAUCUGAUCACAGCAGAUAUGAUCAAGGAAGGAGCAGCAAUCAUUGAUGUGGGAAUAAAUCGAGUUCAAGAUCCCAUGACUGCUAAACCCAAGUUGGUUGGAGAUGUGGAUUUUGAAGGAGUCAGGAAAAAAGCCGGCUACAUCACUCCAGUUCCUGGGGGUGUUGGUCCCAUGACAGUGGCAAUGCUAAUGAAGAAUACCAUAAUUGCUGCAAAAAAAGAGUUGAGACUGAAAGAGCGGGAAGUGCUGAAAUCUAAAGAGUUUGGAGUAGCCACUAAUUAACUGUGGUGUCUUCAGUGCCAUAGACAGCAUUCCAAGGCAGCUGAAGAAGCAAAGCAGGCCAACUGAAAUGCAAUAUUUUUUAUUUAUUCUACUGAAGUGGUUUAAAAUGAUGCUUUGUAUUUAUUGGAAGCUCAAGCGAAUGGGUGUUUGUGCACAUAGCUCUGCAGUACCUCACCAAGGAGCAUUCCAGUAUCAUGCAGGGUCAUGUGAUCUAGCCAAAAGCAGUCAUUAGCCUAGUGAUCAACAUGGGAGACACUGUCACAUCGAGAACGGAUGCUUAACUUUGUCAAGCCACCUCUUAAAAGUUUGCCUUUUCUAGGACUGCAUUUCCCAAGUGCUAUUCCAAUAAGAGUUGACACUCAUUUUAGGCUCUAAACCUUUCGAGUUCAACUGGUCAAACCAAAGGAAAAAUGUUGCUAGAGAAAAUUAGGGAAAAGCCGGAAAGGAAAAAGAUGGUGAUUGAAAAAAAUCACUCUAAUUUAUAUAUGUAUUGAUUGAGGACCAGAUUUAUCUAAGUAGAACUGAAUUGGCUAAGAACAGAGGAAAGCUACAUAUUAAUAGUUUUCCUAAACUCUUUCUGUGGCUUAGUCAGUCACUGGGAAAAAGUUGAAGUUCCAUUUGCUCUCAGUUACCCUUCAGUGAGGUCUCCCCAUUUUAGUUUUCUAGAAUUGAAGUCUUAUUUUAUAAAUUAUUUAUGUGUAUUGUCAUAUUUGGCUUUUGCUAUAUACUUAAACUUCAUUGUUAAAUUUUUGUAUUGUUAGGGGAUAUCUAUAUAGUUUCUUUGGUAUAUCUUGAAACCUAUUUUUGAAAAGCAACCUUGGCUUGAUAAUCAUUUGGGCAGCUUGUGUAAGUAUGCAACUUGCUUUCCACCAAAGAAUUGUCAGCAGCUGCCUGUUUUUCUGUGCUGUACCCUGUUGACUUUCCAGAAAGAUUUUUAAGAGCUUGAGUUAAUACUGAAUUUAAUCAGACUUUCUGAUUAAAGGUUUUUUUCCUUUUUUAAUAAAACACAUCUAUUUGGUGUGAAACAAAUUUCUGAAA
This is a messenger RNA of Carlito syrichta (Philippine tarsier), 2153 nucleotides long. RefSeq names its product methylenetetrahydrofolate dehydrogenase (NADP+ dependent) 2, methenyltetrahydrofolate cyclohydrolase (gene MTHFD2). The coding region runs from base 63 to 1115 and encodes 350 amino acids. The transcript is spliced from 8 exons. Gene Ontology annotation, cellular component: mitochondrion. NCBI's taxonomy places the organism in Eukaryota, Metazoa, Chordata, Mammalia, Primates, Tarsiidae. The record is from RefSeq and is a predicted model, not a curated record. Gene Ontology annotation, biological process: tetrahydrofolate interconversion. Gene Ontology annotation, molecular function: methenyltetrahydrofolate cyclohydrolase activity; methylenetetrahydrofolate dehydrogenase (NADP+) activity; methylenetetrahydrofolate dehydrogenase (NAD+) activity.